ACCCCAGCCCCCCCGGGCCGGCCCGAGCUGCCGGGAUGGGGAGGGCGAUGCCGUGCCGUGCCGUGCCGUGCCGUGCUCCGGUGGGUCCCGGGGGCGUCACCUCCCGGAUGCCGUGGCUGCUUCUGCCCCCCGUAGUGGCGUCCCGGAAACCUCGCAGCAGCACCCAGCCCUCUGCCCUGUCAGCUGGGUGUCCCUGUGUCCCUCACGGAUGCCUUUGUAGCCUCAAAUACUUCUGUGGYCCCAGGGACACUCCUGUGUCCCCCGGUGCCCCCAAGGAUGCCCUUGUGACCCGCCAUGACCCUGUACUCCCAGGAAUGUCCCUGUAUCCCCAGUUGGACAAGUUGCCCCCCCAAAAACCCCCUUGUGGGUCCCCAUCUGCCCCUUCCAAGGCCUGAUCCCCKUUCAGGGUGACUUUCAGGAGGGCCCACGCCCCUCCCUCUGCUGUGGGGCUGGGGGCCCCGUCCAGGACCCCCCUGAGCUGUCCYGUUGCUCACUCUGAGCAUCCCCAGCUCUGGCUGGAGCAGGGGCCGAGUGUGACAGCCUGUCAGUGCCAUGGCCAGGAUGGGUGCUGGGGGGCAGCCCCAGGGUGGGUGCCGGCUGGGAGAGGUGCUGGGGGAAAGCUCGGGAAAGGGAGUCCGACUCCUGCCCAGGGAAGGGAUGUCCUGCAUCAGGGACAUGUCCACCGUGCUCCCCUGGAGCAGGUCCUCAGGGCAGACCAGAGUGUGGGUGCCCAGAGGUGGGUCCCCAGGGGCAUUGGGCAGGUCUGACCCCAUCCCCACGUCCCUGCCACCCUCUUGCCGCACUGAGCACCACACCUGGGUGGGGAAGUGGCACCCCGAAGGGUUGGCACCCUAUUUUGGGGRGACACGUGUGCUCCAAGACAGCUGCGUGGGGACGUGUGUAUGUGCCCGGCAGGGAAGGGGUUAACGCCGGGAGGGUUUUGGGGUGCCGGGGUGUCCCCAGCUGGGUACACCCAGGCUGCUCCUCGCACGGGUGACCUCACGCCACUGCCAUGGCAACGGCUCGUGAAGUCACCGCGAGCGGGGCGGCUGCCUCCAGCGUGGGGUGCUGGGAUGGGAGCGUGGGAGGCAGCGGCGCGUCCCCGCUGCCGCUGCCCGCGGGCCCCCAGAAUGAGCUGUGUCCCCACCAGCGCCGACGCCUCCGCCUGACCCCCGCCCUGCCCGCCGUGCCCGUGUCGCCCUGCCCGUGUCACAUGCUCGUCAAGGAGUACCGCAUCUGCAUGCCRCUCACCACCGAGGAGUACCGCGUGGGGCAGCUCUACACCAUCAGCAAGCACAGCCACCAGGAGAGCGAGAAGGGCGAGGGCGUGGAGGURGUGAAGAACGAGCCCCACGAGGAUCCCGUGCACGGCCCCGGCCAGUUCACCGAGAAACGUGUCCACCUCUCCAGCAAACUGCCGAGCUGGGCACGGGCUGUGACCCCCCGCAUCUUCUACAUCACCGAGAAGGCCUGGAACUACUACCCCUACACCAUCACGGAGUACACGUGCUCCUUCCUGCCCAAGUUCUCCAUCUACAUUGAGACCAAGUACGAGGACAACUGCGGGGACAGCGAGAACAUCUUCCACAGCGACAAAAUCCUGGGUGACCACGAGGUCUCUUUCCUGGACAUCGCCUUCGACGAGAUCCCUGAGCGCUACUACCGCAGCCUGGAGGACCCCCGUUUCUUCAGCUCGGCCAAGACUGGCCGGGGGCCGUUGCGGGAGGGCUGGCGCCAGCACACCAAGCCCAUCAUGUGCUCCUACAAACUGGUGAGCGUCAAGUUCGAGGUGUGGGGGCUGCAGACACGGGUGGAGCAGUUCGUGCACAAGGUGAUCCGGGACAUCCUGCUGAUCGGGCACAGGCAGGCUUUUGCCUGGGUGGACGAGUGGUGCGGGAUGACGAUGGAGGAGGUGCGCCGCUACGAGCAGGAGACGCAGGAGGCCACCAACGAGCUCAUCGGCCUGGUGGCACCGGCCAUCUCGGUCAGCGAGGUGGGGCAGCCCACGGCCACGCACUCGGCCCCUGCCAGCGCCCCCUCCACUCCCCUCAGCGACGARGCCCCCGAAUUCCUGGCUCCCCCCAAGACCCGCCCGCGGAAGAAGUCGGCGCCGGAGACCCUGACGCUGCCCGCGCUGCGGGAACGCGCUGGCGCCGAGUGACGCCGGCAGUGCCACUGCGGGCUGGACUGUGCCAGCUCCGCCACCCACCCCGGCCCCGCCGACCGGUGCAGAGCCCAGGGAGGGACCCGGACCCGCCGUCAGGGCGCUGGCAGCCCUGGGGGGUGCUGGCUUCCCUGAGCUAUCGCGGUGCCCACGCGGGUCAGUGCCACCACUGCCGUGCCAGACCCGCUGGCUGUACCAGGAGGGGAUGCCAGGCCAGCGCAGGUCCCCGGCAGAGUCGGGCGAUGGCGCGGGAGCUGCUUCCCUCGACUCCACCCGCCCCGGUGUCUGCAAGGGCCGCCGAGGCUGGCGAGCAGUCGGGAGGACCCAGCUGGUGCCCACUUGCCGUGGUCGGGCCGGCUGCCCGUGCCAGGCUGGAGCAGUGCCCUGCAGGGUAGGCACCAGCACAAGGGCACAGUGACGGUGACAGUGACAGCCGGGCGCAGGGCUGGGGCUCUCCACGGGACCCCAAGGGGCUGCACAGCCCCGUGCACGGCUGGUCCCGCAGUUGGGGUCCCCUUCACUGUCCCUCCAGCUGCUCGAGGGGGGCUGGGGCAGGCUGGGCCCACCGUUUUCUUUGGGAAAACAAAGGCCUUUUUGGAAAUAAAGCUCGAGA
This is a messenger RNA of Malurus melanocephalus (red-backed fairy wren), 2777 nucleotides long. Its product is annotated as cytoplasmic phosphatidylinositol transfer protein 1-like. Gene Ontology annotation, cellular component: cytoplasm. Gene Ontology annotation, molecular function: phosphatidylinositol binding; phosphatidylinositol transfer activity. The record is from RefSeq and is a predicted model, not a curated record. Lineage: Eukaryota; Metazoa; Chordata; Aves; Passeriformes; Maluridae. Gene Ontology annotation, biological process: phospholipid transport.